AUUUUUUAUUUAGCAGCAAUUAUUUUUAUGGUGUAUGGUGUUUUGAUAGUUAGACCUGAACUUCAUUUCAAAAAUGACGGAAAAGAAGGCUGUUGAUGGAGCACAAAGCCUAAGUAUGGAUACCCUUGGAAUGUUGCUGCUGGAGCAAGAGAAGGGAUUGAUACUUUGUGAACAGCAAUUGAGUGAUUGGAGGAAAUCAAAGCAAGACUAUGAGACACUGAAAUCUUUACUUGAGAAAUUGCCACAGAAAGUUCAUCAUGAAGUCAUGGUUCCAUUGGGAAAGAAGGCUUUCAUGCCUGGUCGGCUGAUCCAUACCAAUGAAAUAUUGGUGCUUCUUGGUGACAAUUGGUUUGCAACACGAUCUGCUCAGCAAGCAGUUGAAAUUGUGUCAAGGCGCAUUAAGAUGUGUGAUGACAUGCUGGAGAAGUUGGAGAAAGAAAAGGGUCUGUAUCAAUCAUGGAAAGAGCACACAUCACAAAUGUCACAAAAUGCUGGGAUGGAGAUCAUGGAACCAUAUGAUGAGGAGCAGGAAUGCAAUUGGAGAAAGGAGCAUAGGGAAAGAAUGAGAAGGUACAAGCAGGAGCUGGCCAAGGAGAGACAGAAGCAAAGAGAAUUUGAGAGGCAUUCUCAAAUAGAAAGUGAGGAGGAGAACCUCUGGCAUAGGCUGGAUGAACUUGAGGAAAUGGAGGAGCUUGAAGAUGAACAAGCCAAGAUGGAAGCAUCUGAAGAUGAAGAUUGCAGAGAGGGGAAUGAAGUGUCCGAAGUUACCAGAAAUGUGCAUUGGGCUGACCGAAAAGUUACAAGCACUACUAAAAAAAUAUUGUUCUCUUUCUCUGAUCAUGACUCUCUUCCAUCUGAAAAAACAGCAGGCCACACUGGCCCACCUUCCAUAGAGUGCCCAAGUGAUAUAAAGAGCUUAUUUGGUGGCACCCAAGAGUUAAAAUCCAUCUUGAGAAAGAGGGUAUCAAAGGAGGAAGUUGUUUCAAGUGAUGGUACUAUUAGUGCAUCUUCUGUUCCUGAUGUUUCCAACGAGUUAAAUGUGCCUGAAUCUCAGAUGGUCCUAUGUGAAAGUCAACACCUUCCUUCCCCUGUUGCUGACCUGGUGGUGGAGAGGAGUGUCAACCAAGAGUUCUCCAGCAGUCAAAAUACCCAGGAUGAUUCAGUCUCAUUUGCAAAGCCUAUGUCCAAGUUCAGAGCCAUGCGAAUGAAGCAGUGA
This is a messenger RNA of Darwinula stevensoni, 1216 nucleotides long. Lineage: Eukaryota; Metazoa; Arthropoda; Ostracoda; Podocopida; Darwinulidae. The record is from the annotation of a GenBank genome assembly.